GAUCAGAGAAUACACGAAGAGAGAGAAACUCAGAGAGAGAGACGAUAAAUUCAGGUAACUUUCUAGAGAGAGAAAGUAAGAAAUUCAGAGACUCCAUAACUGUUUCACGAUCUAGUUUUCAUGAAAUUAAUUUUACUCGUCUGAAUCUUCCAAGCUUGAAACUAUCACCACCGGAAUCAAUUGUAUCUGUAUGUAUAUGUGCUGUUCAUGCAUGUUUAACGCGCGUGUACUUUGAAUAUUCCUUGAAUUUUCGGUUUAAUUUGGGGGUGAAUUUGAAUACUGGGUAAACAGGUUUUGAUUAUGUUUUUUUUUUCCCUUUUUUUGGGGUUUGAUUCUCAAAUGUUUGAUAUGGAGCUAAAUUUCUGGAAUCAAUUGUAUUUGUAUGUAUAUGUAUGUAUAUGUAUAUGUAUCUUUAAUUUCCGAUUCUAUUUUUCUUUCUUCCUUUUGCAUUCUGGCCUGAUUUGUAUGUGAAUGUGAAUUCCCCGGAGCUGAUUUAUUUGUUCAAUUUGGGGGUGAAUUUGAAAAUUGGGUAAAUUAGGUUUUGAUUCCGUUUUUCUUUUCGGCCUUGAAUAUUAUUGGUUCAAUUUUGGGGUGAAUGUGAUCUGCGAAAGUAUAUAUUAACAGGUGCGAAUUCGGUUUUACCGAAUCUGAAGAUUUAGAUACACGUACAGCAGAAUAUUAAUCCAAUGGAAGAAAUCGAAGGCAGCAGAAAACAGGCUGGAGUUCCCGAAAUGAUUCGUAAUCUGAGUGAUGCCCUUUUUGCAGUAGCCGAAGAAGAAGAUUUAUUGAACAGACCAGAUGCUGUAUUUCUUGAAGACGGUGAAUGCGAAUGUAAGAACACUCAAUGUCUAGAUGAUACGUGUAGUUGUUUUGAGGCACGUAAGUACUGCUCGACGAAAUGCACUUGCCAAGAAUGCAGGAACAAUAUAGUGCCUAAAUCUGAGCGUAAAAGAGAAUCACAAGUCAUUAUCAACGAGGCACCUUCGGCGAGUGUUCCACCAAAGAGAAAGAAAAAGAGAAUUCUCUGCUGCAGAUGCUUCACUACCGAUUGUUCGUCAAUAAUGUGUUCGUGCUUUAAGGCCGACCGAGCUUGUUCAAAUGUAUGCAAAUGUGAAAGUGUAACUGAAGAUUCCAAGAAGUAG
Molecule: messenger RNA, 1142 nt
Organism: Erythranthe guttata (spotted monkey flower)
Lineage: Eukaryota; Viridiplantae; Streptophyta; Magnoliopsida; Lamiales; Phrymaceae
Source: RefSeq, a predicted model, not a curated record